Molecule: messenger RNA, 936 nt
Organism: Rattus rattus (black rat)
Lineage: Eukaryota; Metazoa; Chordata; Mammalia; Rodentia; Muridae
Product: olfactory receptor 51B4
Exons: 1
Coding region: 1-936 (311 amino acids)
Biological process (GO): G protein-coupled receptor signaling pathway
Cellular component (GO): membrane
Molecular function (GO): G protein-coupled receptor activity; olfactory receptor activity
Source: RefSeq, a predicted model, not a curated record
AUGUCGUCCAACAACAGUGAUGCUCCUUUCCUACUGACUGGCUUUCUGGGCUUGGAAAUGAUUCACCACUGGAUCUCUAUUCCUUUUUUUGUCAUCUACUUCUCCAUCAUUUUAGGGAAUGGUACCCUUCUCUUCAUCAUUUGGAAUGACCACAGCCUUCAUGAACCCAUGUACUACUUCUUGGCUGUGCUGGCAAGUACAGACCUUGGGAUGACACUAACAACGAUGCCCACAGUGCUGGGUGUUCUGGUGCUGAACCAGAGGGAGAUUGCACAUGGAGCCUGUUUCAUUCAGUCCUACUUCAUCCAUUCCCUAGCCAUUGUAGAAUCAGGGGUCUUGCUUGCCAUGUCUUAUGAUCGAUUUGUGGCCAUCUGUACCCCUUUGCAUUAUAACUCUAUCCUUACCAAUUCUAGGGUGAUGAAGAUGGCGCUGGGGUUACUGCUCAGAGGUUUUGUAUCCGUCAUGCCCCCAAUUCUACCUCUCUUUUGGUUCCCAUACUGCCGUUCCCAUGUUCUUUCUCAUGCCUUCUGUCUUCAUCAAGAUGUCAUGAGACUCGCAUGUGCUGACAUUACCUUUAACCGCAUAUACCCAGUUGUUUUGGUUGCCCUGACUUUCUUCCUUGAUGUACUCAUCAUUGUCUUUUCCUAUGUUCUCAUUCUGAAGACAGUUAUGGGCAUCGCCUCUGGAGAGGAGAGAGCAAAGGCUCUCAACACCUGUGUCUCCCACAUUAGCUGUGUCCUGGUCUUUUACAUCACAGUGAUUGGCCUGACCUUCAUUCACAGGUUUGGAAAGCAUGCCCCCCAUGUGGUGCACAUUACCAUGAGCUAUGUCCACUUUCUCUUUCCUCCGUUAAUGAACCCCAUCAUUUAUAGCAUCAAGACCAAGCAGAUUCAGAGGAGUAUUCAUCGUCUACUGUCCAGACAUAGUACGGCUUGA